AUGGUGCAAGGCGGAUAUGGUGGUGUCCUCGACACCCCAAGGACCAACAUUGGAGAUGCUACCUACCUCAGCCGCGGGCCAGACUUUGCCGACAUUUCUCAAGAAGCUUCCUUCCACUCGCCACAAAAGGACAGCGGCAAUAUACUGCAGCAGCUUCGGAACCAACGAUCCAACGGCCACGGCAGCGGCGUCAGCCUCAGAACACCCCGCCGCGAUCCUCUGACAGACCGAAACAACCUGCCGCCCAGCAUAGGCGGCGCCGAAUUCACACCACUGCUCAAGUCGGCUACGAGAAAUAGCGCUCGCCGUCGUGGAGGCAAGGAGAAUGGCACCAUGAGCCUCUCUCCCAACCUGAGCCGCAUCGACGAGAACGACCUGACGCCAGUGCCGCGAAUGGAUGCUUCCAUGUACUCAGCAUCCCGAAACCAAUCAUAUCUCGACCACACAAUUCCACAGAUCGACAGUAGUAGUGUUACGUCGACCCCUCUUGCGAUGGCGACAAGGCGCGGUGGCGACAAGGGCCCAUUGCAAGACGGCAAUCAGCUUUCGCUUCGAGAACAAGAAAAUGUCAUAGACAAGAUUGAAAAGGAAAACUUCGGUCUAAAGCUCAAGAUUCAUUUUCUCGAGGAAGCCCUUCGUAAAGCUGGUCCUGGCUUUCACGAAGCGGCCCUCAAAGAAAAUACCGAGCUGAAAGUUGACAAGGCCACCAUGCAAAGAGAAGCCCAUCGUUUCAAAAAAAAUCUCAUUACGGCGGAGCGAGAGCUGGAAACUUGUCGCCAGCAAAUACAAGACCUCCAGAGCAGAGUGUCGCACACCGGGCAAGAUGAUGGUCUCCGCGCCGAAAUGCAAGCCUUGCGAAGACAACUAGACGAAAAGGAAGAAGACAUUCGUAACUUGAAUCGUCAGCUCGCUGCGGGUCAGGACAAUCAAGAGCAGCUGGAGAAGCUCCAAGAUACUAUCGAGGAUCUAGAAGCGGACCUUCGGGAUAAAGAUCGCCAACUAACAGAGCGAGAAGACGAAGCCGAAGACUUCAAAGACAAGAUUGAAGACGCUCAAGCAAGAGUCAGGGAAGCAGAGAAGAGGGCGCAGGAAGCCGAGGAAAAUGGACAGGACAGCGAUGAGCUGGACGAAGCCAAAGAAACGAUUCAAGACCUGGAACAGAACAUUCGUCGUUUGGAGGAGCAGGUUGACGAACUCAACCAGAAACUUGAAGCAGCCGCCACAGAGAAAGAUCGAGCCGAGCAAGACUUGGAAGAACUGCAGGAAGAAAUGGCCAACAAGUCUGUUGUGACCAAAGGCCUUUCUCGCCAGAUAGACGAGAGAGUUACCAGAUUACAGGACGAACUUGACAAGGCCGGUGAGGACUACGCUUCACUGGAAAAGGAAUACACAGAGGCCAAUGGCGAAAUCGAUGAGCUCAAGGCCAAGGUCGACCAGCUGGAACAUGAACAAGCAACCAUGCGACAAGGAAAUCCAGAAUCAGAGGCCAGAAUCUUAGAGCUCGAGGCGGAGCUCCAAGCCCAAAUAGACGAAAAGGACCUCAUUCAAACGCGACAUGAUACCCUGACUGCAGAGUCAACAACGCUGCAGCGAGACGUUCAGCGUCUGCAAAUGGAGGUCGAGGAUCUCGAAAGCAGCGUCGCGAAGGAGAGAGACUACGCCGUUGAAAUCGAAAAGGACCUCCGCGCACAGUAUCAGGAUGAACUAGGACGGCUGAACGAUGAUAUUUCAGAUCUAGAGGCUGAGAUACGCGAAAAGGAUAAUAUAUACGACAAUGACAGCGAGAAAUGGGAGACGGAGAAGCAAACCUUGGAGGCAGAGCGGAAUCGUGCAGAGGAAAAGGCAAAUGGUCUUCAGAGAAUAAUCGAUCGCCUGCGGGAGGCGGAAGGAUCUCUAUCAGACCGAGGCUCUAAACUACAGGAUGGCCUCAAGAUGGAGGAAGAGCGUCAUCGAAGCGAAGAGGCACUCAUGACAAGACAAAUCGACGAUCUUCAGGAUGCUCUGGAGACGCGCCAGAAGAUGUUGACUGAUCUCCGAAGCGAGCUUUCUACCGUCCGUGAUGACCUGAGACAAGCGCAGGUCGACUACCGAACACAAGAAAACAAGGUGAUUUCUCUGGAAGAUCAAGUUGAGGCGCUGCGCAAUAGGCCAGCCGUGACUACGCCAGCUCGUCGUGAGGGCGAGGCUCUAAAGCGUGAGUGUGAGAGUCUGCGUGAGCAGCUGCGGACACUACGCUUGAGCACUGAAGGAUCUCGCGGUGCUGCCGAAGGCACUCCCAUACGUGGAUCACAAACGCCCACUCGCCUCAAAUGGCAGCUUACAGAUGCCAACACCAAGCUUGAGAAGGUGUCUUUGGACAAGAGGUCCGUCGAAGACAACUUGGCCUCGAUUCGGGCUGAACUGCGCAGUACCCAGACCUCGCUGGCCGAGGUUAGUGCUGAGCGUGAUGAGUUGGACAGCCAGCUGCGCCGCACCAAGCUUCACGACAACGACACCCUCCGCGUGGAUCAAGAACGUCUCGACCUGCGCACCGCUAAGCUGAAGCUCGACGGGGAAGUCCGUCGCCUACGUGACGAGAACAAGGGUCUUGCAGAACAGCGGGCGUCUGUCGAAAAGUCUCUGGAAAGCGAGAUUGAAAAGGCCACGGCCGAAGAGGAACGGCUGAAUCAGGAGAUCAUGCAGCUCCAGGCUAAGCUGCGACAGGCGUCCUCGGCGGAGACGACGGACAACUCGACGACCCGCCGGACCAUUCGCGAUUUGGAGCGGCGCGUCGACGAGUACCAAGCGGAGCUGGCCUCGGCGCAAGCCCUCCUCGACGGCGACGGCGGCAGCAGCGAAGUUUCCAUUAUCCGGCGGGACCUGACGAGCGCGCGCCAAAAAGAGGUGGAGUUUUUGCAGCGCGAGGCGACCAGUAAAGACGUCAUCAAGGGUCUGCGGCGCGAAAUCGCGGACCUCGAGAGCAAACUCCACGACAACGAGGUUUUGCGUAUGAUGGGGUCGCCCAACAGCAGCAGCCAGAUGGCGAAUGCGACGUAUGGCGGGUCGCACGUCGUGGCAGAGGAGCUGCAGCAGGAGCUCGACGACGCCGAGGACCAGCGCGUGGUGCUGGAAGAGUUCCUCGAAGAGGCCCGACAGCAGGCCGAGGAGAUGGCUGCCGAGUACGCGCAGUCCCUGCAGCGUCUGCAGCACCAGCUCGACAAGGCCCUCCGCGACCGCGAGACGGCCGUCGCCGCCGCCACCGCCGCCACCGCCGCUGCCACCGCUACCACCGCUACCACCGCUAGCCCGUCCAAGAACCGCCGCAGCAAAGAGGCGCGUCACCUGCAGAAGACACAAGCCGAAAUUGACAACCUAGAACACGACGUGCGGCAGCAGCAGGCGCUCAUCGAGAGCCUCGUGGCGUCCGAAGUGGCGCUCCGGCGAAAAUUGGAGCGAACACGCAGCGAGCGCGCCGCGUACCGCGUGAGCGCGGAGAAGCUGCGCCGCGACGUGGUCGCCCUGCAGCGCGGUGCCGGGCUCGCCGAGGCAGAGACGGCGCUGGCGACGGUGGUCCGGGCGGCGGACGCUGCGCAGGAUCGACAUCGCAAGGAGGUCGGCGGGCUGGUGACGCAGAUGGACUGGAUGCAGGCGCGGUGGGAGCGCGAGGCGAUGAUGCGCACCGACGCGGCGUAUGCCAAGAAGUUUAUCCAGCUGCAGCUGGACAUUUCCAGCGCCUGCAACAAGGCGCAACUGCGCGAACUCGAGCACAUUCGCACCAACCUUCUGCAUUCCCGCAAACCCUUGCAGCUCCUCCCGUCUUCCUCCCCCGAAGAGAGGCAAAAACCUACGCUCCGCACGUUUCUCGUGCUGGCGCGGUUCGUGGCGCGCAUGCGUCUGGCGGCGCGCAAAUGGGCGGCGCAGGAACGGGUCCGGCGGAAACUGGUGGCUGCGACGGACGAGAGGCGCAAAGCGAAGCGUGUCAGGGGUCUGCGAGUCGUGAGGGUGGAUGAAGAUAAUGCGGCUGCGUGA
Molecule: messenger RNA, 4008 nt
Organism: Cordyceps militaris CM01
Lineage: Eukaryota; Fungi; Ascomycota; Sordariomycetes; Hypocreales; Cordycipitaceae
Product: Spindle associated
Exons: 2
Coding region: 1-4008 (1335 amino acids)
Cellular component (GO): microtubule organizing center
Source: RefSeq, a predicted model, not a curated record